Penicillium waksmanii is the source of this 1731-nucleotide messenger RNA. RefSeq names its product homeobox domain-containing protein. The transcript is spliced from 3 exons. The record is from RefSeq and is a predicted model, not a curated record. Gene Ontology annotation, molecular function: DNA-binding transcription factor activity, RNA polymerase II-specific; RNA polymerase II cis-regulatory region sequence-specific DNA binding. Bases 1 to 1731 code for a protein of 576 amino acids. Gene Ontology annotation, biological process: regulation of transcription by RNA polymerase II; cell differentiation. NCBI's taxonomy places the organism in Eukaryota, Fungi, Ascomycota, Eurotiomycetes, Eurotiales, Aspergillaceae.
AUGUCCGACUUGGAGUGCUCGGCCAUCGCCGCCUCCUCCUCACCGUCUCUGCCGGCCGUCGACUCCAAUCCCCUCAGCUAUGCAUUCCUGGUGCACUCGCAGAAAACCCUGACUCAGAAUCUGCCACCUCGCGUCGAUAACAAGCUCCUGGCUCGUCAAAAACGGCGUCGAACGAGCCCUGAGGACCAUGCAAUUCUGGAGACGGAAUAUCAAAGGAAUCCCAAGCCGGACAAGGUGGCUCGAACUGAGAUUGUGAAUCGCGUCUCGCUCGGCGAGAAAGAGGUCCAGAUCUGGUUCCAGAACCGCCGCCAAAACGACCGUCGUAAAUCGAAGCCUCUACAACCACACGAGCUGCUUGCGCCGCGAUCAAGCAUGUCCGAUUCGUCCGGACUUUUACCUAGCGAUGAUAACGCGUCCGGGGAGCUAGGGUUCUCGAAUGGGGCGGAGCAAACAGAGGGUCAGGACCGACCCGAGGAAACGCGACCGAAAUCGUGGGGUGGCGAUUUGUUGCAGUUGUCCGAUACACCAGAGCCGGUGACUGGUGACAAGGAAGAGCCUGAACUGCCGCCGCUAAGCACACAGACGAGUGUGGCGACAGAAGCGAUGGAGGAUACCCCGCCGACCACACAAGAGGAAUUUCACGGGCCGGAUUCCGGACAAAGCAUGAGUGAGCAAAACAACCAAGAGGAGUCCUUGUUGCAGGCGCCAAAACGGAAACGGCCGACGGAAGAUAUUCGAGGGGAAAAGAAUUCCAACCAGCCAGCGAAGGAAGUGAACACGACGCCAGUCAAAUCACCUCCUUCACUGCGGCUGUCGAUGUCGUUUGAUGGGGAGGCUAUGGUUCGGAAAGAGGAUGAGAUGACACCGUCACCGCCAAAGGGUCGGAACGCGUUGCGUAUCGCUAUGUCGUCAGAUGGAAAGGCCGUCAUCCGUGGAGAGAAUGAGCCGUCACCGUCCAAGAACCGGGCAGCGAUGUUUUCUGUCCGCCGCACAAAACUCUCGGGCCUUCGUCGCAGCAGCAGUGCAAUCUUCCCGGCCACCCCGCGGGCGGGCACGACCGAGAAAGAUCGAAACUUUGGCCGAUCUCGUGAUCCUCGUAACUGGGAAUCAUUUUUUGAUACAGAUGCACGAAGUGCAUUGUCCACACCUGCCAGCUCUCAAACCGCCCCCAACGCCCACGCCUCUCCCGGUCUCUUCCAAUCCCGUUCCAACCGCACACUACCCCGAACUGUAUCAGGCAGACAGAGUCUUGUCUCAGUCCAUGCAGAUGCAAGCCGCACACCUAUCUCACAAGCAAUGGGGGAGAAGAGGCGAAAGCUUUCACGCACUGUCUCCUCUAUGGGCAGACUUGAGACCGAAAGGAACCGGUCCUCGAACCAAUCUUCCAAACUUUCCAAGUCGCUUUCGUCCAAACAUGACUUGGAACUAGAUGCCGGCGACUCUGACAAAGAGAACUGGGUCCCGGGUACACGAGCAACACCAGUUCGUCGCCGCACAACUUCUCAUGCACCACGACCUGCCUUGCGAGAAGCCAACCGCAAUCGGGGAUUAGGGAUAUCAUCCAACGGCAAACGCAACAGGCCAUUCGCAUCAGGGACCCAAGGCAAAGCUCCAGGGGAAUUGAGUGCAGAUGUUUCGGCCUUUAUGACAGGUGGCCCUGGAGCCAGCCAAGAAGACGACCUGGACUGCGUUCAGGGUCUCCUGUCCCUCAGCCAAGGGGCAUGGAGGUAG